CAAAAUAUCAGUUGUACCGAAAAUGGCUGUUCGCAUACUAAUUGCCGUUCUUCUUAUCUUGUUUGUUUCAUUUACGUACGCAUCUGAUCCUAACCCCCUACAGGAUUUUUGUGUUGCUGUUAAGGAUGAUGAUGCAAAAGUUUUUGUGAAUGGAAAGAUUUGCAAGGAUCCAAACAUGGUUAGUGCCGAUGAUUUCUUCUUUCCAGGUUUGAAUAUGCCUGGGAAUACAUCAAAUCCUCUUGGAUCAAAAGUCACACCUGUGAAUGUCAACCAAUUACCGGGACUCAACACUCUUGGCAUCUCUUUAGUCCGUAUUGACUAUGCACCCUAUGGCCUCAACCCACCACACACUCACCCUAGGGGUACUGAGGUUAUUGUUGUUGUGGAGGGCACUCUCUAUGUUGGAUUCGUGACAUCGAACCCAGCAGAUCCAAACAUGAAGAACAAACUCUUUACCAAGACUUUGCAUCCAGGAGACGUCUUUGUAUUUCCAGAAGGUCUCAUUCAUUUCCAGUUUAAUGUGGGGAAGACUAAUGCCAUUGUAUUUGCUGGUCUAAGCAGCCAAAAUCCAGGAGUCAUCACUAUUGCAAAUGCAGUUUUUGGAUCAAACCCUCCAAUAAAUCUUGAUGUUCUCACCAAAGCUUUUCAAGUUGACGCGAAUGUAAUUAAAUAUCUUCAAGGACAGUUCUGGUGGAACAUAGACUAGAAACCAAAAAUAUCCAUCAUGAGUUUGGGGUCGUAGUCUUAAUAGAAAUAAUUUUUGAGAAUUGAGAAAUUCCUCUAUUGUAUGGUUUCUUGAUCAUAAAGAUCUUCAAAGAAUAUAGUAUAUAUUCCCAUGUAAACUAUGUUCUCUUGAAGAAUAUUAUCAAUAAA
Olea europaea var. sylvestris is the source of this 873-nucleotide messenger RNA. RefSeq names its product germin-like protein subfamily 1 member 16. Gene Ontology annotation, molecular function: manganese ion binding. The record is from RefSeq and is a predicted model, not a curated record. Gene Ontology annotation, cellular component: cell wall. The transcript has 2 exons. The coding region runs from base 23 to 706 and encodes 227 amino acids. NCBI's taxonomy places the organism in Eukaryota, Viridiplantae, Streptophyta, Magnoliopsida, Lamiales, Oleaceae.